Messenger RNA from Dromaius novaehollandiae (emu), 1858 nucleotides. RefSeq names its product transmembrane serine protease 4 (gene TMPRSS4). Bases 143 to 1474 code for a protein of 443 amino acids. Gene Ontology annotation, molecular function: serine-type endopeptidase activity; protein binding. The record is from RefSeq and is a predicted model, not a curated record. Gene Ontology annotation, cellular component: membrane. NCBI's taxonomy places the organism in Eukaryota, Metazoa, Chordata, Aves, Casuariiformes, Dromaiidae. The transcript has 13 exons. Gene Ontology annotation, biological process: proteolysis; acrosome reaction.
CCUGCCCCAGUGCUCGCGCCGCACGGGCAGAGCUGGCUGGACCGACACGGGACGGGGCGCGGGACCAUCGCCUGCCCGGCUCCCUGGCCCCGGGGCACCCACAGCUCCCCGCGCCGGAGGGCACCGGCCGGCUUUCCGGGGGAUGCGGAGAGCUCAGAGCCGGACCAGCAUGGACGAAGCCUCGGAGCGGCCGCUGAACGGCAGAGGUGCCAGGGCAGGUCCCAAGGCCUCGGCGGCGCUGCGAGCCUUCAAGCGCGUCGGCAUCCCCGUCCUGGUGGCCGUGCUCGGCCUGGCCAGCGUCGUGGCCGUCGGGUUCUUCGUCAAGCUCUACCUGGAGCACCACUACUUCUUCUGCCCGCAGCCGCUGCGGCUGGUGCCGCUGCAGCGGGUGUGCGACGGCCACGCCGACUGCGCGCGCGGCGAGGACGAGGCCAGCUGCGCCCGGCGCCUCCCCGACGGGCCGCGCGUGGGCGUGCGCGUCUCCAGGGACGGAUCCACGCUGCAGGUGCUGGACAGCCUCACCGGAGCCUGGUGCGGGGUCUGCCACGACCACUUCAGCCUCCCGCUGGCAAAAGCCGCCUGCGAGCAAAUGGGCUACAGCAGCAUCCCCGCUUUCCGGGCGGCGGACGUGGGCGGCGGGCAGGCCCUGCCGCUCCGCGAGGUCGCGCUGAGCAACGGCAGGCUCCGCGUGCAGGCGGCGGGCAGGAAGUGCCUCUCCGGCGCCGCCGUCUCGCUCCUUUGCUCCGAGCAGUGCGGCGAGAGCGCCAGGGCCCCGCGGGUGCUCGGCGGGCGCCCGGCGCCCAUCGAGGCUUGGCCCUGGCAGGUCAGCCUGCAGUACCGCGGCGAGCACAUCUGCGGCGGCAGCAUCAUCGACGCCGGCUGGAUCCUCACCGCCGCGCACUGCUUCAAGAACAACCCCGUGGUGCAGAGCUGGCGCGUGAAGGCCGGCUCCAGCCUGCUGUCGGGCGGCGCCGCCCUCGCCGUGGAGAAGGUCUUCCUGGCCGAGGAGGCGCCCGCCUCUCCCAAGGACAACGACAUAGCCCUGGUGAAGCUGCGCGCCCCGCUGCGCCUCUCAGCCAGCAGCAAGCCCGUCUGCCUGCCCUACUUCGACGAGGAGCUGCGCCCGGGAGCCUCGCUGUGGGUGACGGGCUGGGGCUACACGCAGGAGCACGGCAAGCUGUCGGAGACGCUGCGUCAGGCGGAGGUGGCGCUGAUAGACAGCCAGAGCUGCAACCUGGCCGCCUACCACGGGGACGUCACGGAGAAGAUGCUGUGCGCCGGCCUGCCGCAGGGCGGGGUGGACACCUGCCAGGGGGACAGCGGCGGGCCCCUGCUGUAUUUGCGCGGCCGCUGGCAGGUGGUGGGCAUCGUCAGCUGGGGCCAGGGCUGCGGCACCCCCAGCACCCCCGGCGUCUACACCAGCGUCCAGCCCUACCUCAACUGGAUCUACACCGUGCGCAGGUCGGAGCUGUGAGACCUCUGGGACAGGUCCCCUCCGUCCCCGGCCUCCCACCCCUGACACGUUUGGCUCGCCCGGCCCCGGCAGCAGAUGCGAAAUGGAUCCUGAGCCGCUGAGGGUGAGCAAAGCCUCCCGACCUCGUGCAGGAGGGCGGCCAAGGAGCCGGAGGGCGGCUCUGAGCAGCAGCCACCGACACCGCCGAGGAAUCUGACGGGCUCGAGCUGCCUUCCGGAGAGAGAUUAAUUUAUUGCCCUGUGCCGGUCCCGCUGCGCCAGGCAGGUUCCCGCGGGUCGAAGCUGCCGCCUGCUCCAAGCAGUCCCCCUUUCUUAGUUCACAGAGAGAAGCGAUGUUUGUGCUGUCAGGUAUCCCCAUAAAAGAAAGGAUGUGUUUUUUCACGCA